CCGACGCGAAGUGAUACACCGUUUCUUAAUCGUAAUUUAAACUUCGCACUCCCAUCGAAAACUCUGACACUUAACACAUAGCUUAAACAUUGACGUUCGAAAACUUAGUGAAAAGUGACAAAAGUGUAAUUUUUUUUAACGUGAAUUUUAUAACAAUGUGUAAUGUAAAGUUAGUGUGACAAGUUGCGGUUAAAGUUCAGAGCCGUUCUGGAUGUACUAGUUUAUAUAUUGCGUGUAUGAAUAUACUUGUAUUAGGUACCUAUACGAAGUGUUGUGUUAAGAAAAGAACUAUAGAUUUGAAGAUAUCAAAUUUAAAUUGAAUUGGUAUGAGACAAGGACAAAAAGAACUCUAGUGAUGUGACGUACAUAAUGUGGUGUCGCGUCACUCAGACGCAGUGGACUGUUGGACUAGUGAUGUGCAAUUGACAAAAAUAUCGAUAGUCGAUAAAAUCGUGAAUAAAUAACGAAUGAAUACACUCAUGCUGACGACAGGUACAGUAGAAGAUCAGCCCAUGGACGGCAAUAUGCCAUUUUCUUCUUACAACAUGAUGGACUCCGGAGGAGCAGGUAUCGAGUCCCCACCAACAUACCACCGAAGUUACGAACAGUACGUUCAAGGAGCUGUGGAGAAUAGCACCGAUUCAGUACAAGACCAGACAACUCCAGAGCUGGUCGUCUGGUCUACGCUACCAUACGGCUUGGAUUACAGGGCGCAAUAUGAUUACAGAAGCCCCUACGAUACAUCAAGGGAUUAUUCCUCCCAGCAAUACGCAAGGGCGCCGUUUACCACGAAGAUGGGUCAGGCCAAAGCGCUAAAGGAAGCCAGAAUACGAAGACCCAUGAAUGCCUUCAUGGUAUGGGCGAAGGUAGAGCGAAAGAAGUUGGCUGAUGAGAAUCCUGAUCUUCACAAUGCUGACUUAAGUAAAAUGCUAGGUAAAAAAUGGCGUUCACUCACACCGCAAGAUCGGCGACCGUUCGUGGAGGAAGCUGAAAGACUGCGUGUCAUCCACAUGACUGAACAUCCAAACUACAAAUACAGGCCACGCCGACGAAAACAAAACAAGGCGAGACCGAACCAGCCCGCCACGCCAUCUAGUGCUCCACCAUCCGCCUCAGCAACUCUAGGAUCUCCUUACGCCAACGCCACCGAUUCUCCUGACACACGUUUUUCUCACAACCCAGGAGCUGGUUUCUCUCCUUAUCGAACCUCACCUCUCGCUUCAGACUCGUACCAGUCUAACCAGUUUAACGGCCACGUUCAAACACCAGAAUCAUCACCCGCUAGGUCUCCUGAGCCCCAAGGGAGAAGAAGUGCGCCAGCCGAAGCCCCUUUGCCUACCCCAGACGCAUCGCCAGUAGAAAAUGAAAAGGAAAAUUUCCAGUACGAGGAAAGGCGACGAGCUAUUAACGCAUCGUCGAUGUCGGACUCGUAUUCCUACAAAUCAUAUCGGAAUCCUGGUUCAUUUUCUCCAGCUCCUGUUGCUGCUAUGGGCAUGGCUAAUGGUAUGUACGUAAUGUGCACCCAGAGGACAUUAGCUGAGCAGCCUCCAUUGGUUACUGGGACGUUUUUCCCGCCAGUAGCAACGUCUCAAGACCAGCAAGCUUUGGGGUCAUCUGCGCCAAGAGUCUCGUCCGCACCAAGUGGACCUCUAACUACGGAGUAUAGCAUUCAGUAUCACCCGUACGACCAGUACGAUCAGAUGUAUAAAACUGAGGAUUCCUAUGUGUCACACUACCCUGACCAGCCUAAAACUGAGUACGAAGAAUAUAAUGCUGGUGGAACGUAUUUUGCGGAGGAGCCACCGAACCAGCCUCAAGAAACGGAUCAAGGUAUGAUGAAUCCUCGAUCUGAAAUGCGGACAGGAUCUCCGGAAUCAGACCUGGAUGCACGCGAGUUUGAUAAGUAUCUGGACUAUGGAACGGAAGGGGCCAUGGAGCAGUACAGAUACGAACAACAGCAGCAGCAGCAGUAUAGGCAGCAGUAUUGCGGAGAGCCAGCACCUGGCCCGGAAUACUGUUCAGAGAGAAUGUACCCUUCUCCUUACGCUUCUGUUAUCUCGGGAGCACCUCCCGCAGGGCCUUACACGCCGGCCCCUCCUGGUACAGAUGUGAGACCUGACGAUGAGUUCAGCGUCAUACUCGCGGGCGUCAGACAAACAUGCUACAGCAACUGACUAUAAGAAUAAUCUAGAAAUAUAGGAACUCUUUUAAAGUAGCCCAAAGAGUUAUUUUUUGAGAUCGGUGAUGUAUUAUUGUUAUAAAUAUAUAAGCUUUGUUAUCAUUGAAUCUUGAUUGUUCGAAAAUGUUUUAAAUAAAAUGAAGUGUUAUUAAUGUAAUGGAUAUUAACGUUAUCAUAAAAUUCUUUAAAUAUUCGGAAUUGAACGCAUUGCCUUCAAUUGCCACGUGAUUGUUUCGUUAGUAUGUCAAAUAUAUUGGUAUUAUAAUAUUAUAGGCAAAUAAAAUGGACUGAGCAAACGCCUUUCGAAAUUGAACGCUCUACGAAAAUGCAAAACGAAUGUGCGGUCAAUACGUACUUCUUUCUGUGAGCAAAUUCAUGGGCAAGUCCCAUCUCAUACACAACCUUGUAAUUUCCAAACAGCCGCAGUUUCAUUAGUCCAUACCCUGCCAUGGUAUAUCCCGAAGAAAAUAUCCCGAUUUUUGUAAUCAUUUAAUUGUAAAUAUAAAAAAUAAGUAUUUUUAUAUCAAUUUUUAUUCGAAUAAUCAUUCGUUGUGAAAAUCAAAAUAAAUGUUGAAUUAUUGAGCUUGAAAUCUCGAUCGUUGUUUCUUAUUUUGAAAAAAAAAAUACACUAGUAUUUUUUUAUUAUUUUUCGCAAAUAACUGUUGAUUGUUAUGUAUUUGGUGCUAAAUUCAACAGUACUUAUACAGAACCUAUAUCCAGAGGUGUCGUUUCCUAUGUAAAAGAUUAUUUAUUUGUAUACUAUUUUUGUAUAUUUUAAGAAACGAAAAAAAAAAUGUGAAUUCAAAUGAAAAAAUUAGUUCUUCCAUUAAGGCUGUAGAUAUAGAAAUUCAAUUAUUGUUAGUUUAUAACUUUGUCUGUAUAAAUCGUAAGAGCAUAUAAUGAAAAUA
Vanessa atalanta (red admiral) is the source of this 3087-nucleotide messenger RNA. RefSeq names its product transcription factor Sox-17-beta.3 (gene Sox15). NCBI's taxonomy places the organism in Eukaryota, Metazoa, Arthropoda, Insecta, Lepidoptera, Nymphalidae. Gene Ontology annotation, molecular function: RNA polymerase II cis-regulatory region sequence-specific DNA binding; DNA-binding transcription factor activity, RNA polymerase II-specific. The transcript has 4 exons. Gene Ontology annotation, biological process: anatomical structure morphogenesis; regulation of DNA-templated transcription; cell differentiation. The coding region runs from base 468 to 2174 and encodes 568 amino acids. The record is from RefSeq and is a predicted model, not a curated record.